AUGAUGGACGAAGAUGGUAACCAGCCGGGUGGCGACGAGACUCAGAGCAGGCUCGGCGUGACUCUGCUGUCUGUCCUGGGUUACCUCUCCCAAGCACUCGACGUUCUGAAACUGGCGAAUCAGAGCGAAACACGUAAGUCCCUGCUGGGGAUGCUCGUGGAGGCCACACGAUUUUUGCUAGACGAUCAACAGCGGGUGGAGGGAGGCAGGAAGGGAUACGCCGGUGCUGAUCGGACGAGGGUUUCGGUGGGCGGAGGCCGUACGGUGGAGGCCUGGAGACUUCCGUACCGUAUGCUUCUCAAGUUAACGGAUCCGCAGCAUGGCAAGCCGCUUGACACAGCCGCUUGUAUCCUCUUGGCCAUUGGCCCGCACAUCCUCAUGACGCACGCUGACGUCACCGCCACCAGCAGCAACAGCUCGAAAGCUCCGAGCCUGGUUUCCCCCUCGCUGCUGCGGUCCCGCGCCCUCGAUUUUGUCACAUCCGAUAUUCUCACGAAAGCGCCAAAGGAGAGUGUCCCCGCGGUUGAGUCUCUGAUGCGUUACCUGUGCCUGCAUGCGCCAGAGAGAGCGGAAGGGAGGGCGGCGGCGGUGGAAGCAGUUAUGAAGGUGUACGAAACGGUGGGGAGGAAGGAGAGGGAGGGGUUUUUUCUGUUCGUGGGGAAGCUGGCGAGGGUUGAUAGGGCAGCCGCGAGGGUGGUGGCUCUGGAUCUAAGUGCUGCUCUGGUUGAACGGAUGGCAAUGACGUGGGGGAGAGGGGUAAGGGGGCAAGGGAGCAUGGGGUCGGGGGCUAUGGAAGAGGGUGGUGGGGGUGGGAGUCGUGAUGGGGAAGGGGGGGAUCCAGGGAUUGAGAAGGGGAGUGGGGAGGCAGCCAGUGGGGAAAGGGGGACUGAGUCUGGGAGGGAGGGGGGAGAUGGAGAGGGCGACAAGGGGGAUGAAGUGAGUCUGAGUCAGGGGUCAGCUUCGGAAGGAGAUGCUCACAGUGGCAGGGAGAGUGGAAAUGGCACGGGGGUUGGGAAUGACAGCAGAGAGUCUGGGGAUAGCAGCGGGAAUGGAAGCGUGAGAGACGUUCUGAUCAGCCGUGUUGGCGGCUGUUUGGAGCUCAUGUUUCCCGAGCCUGACGCAAGUAUUGGCCGUGGGUCCGGGCUGAGUGGGGAAUCGGAGCCUGGAGAAGCAUUGGGAGCUGGGACGGGUGGGUCGGUUCUGAGCGUUGAGGAGGUGUUGGGCAUGGUGAGGAGGCGUUUGGAGGACGAGAAGGGGCUCGUGCGCAAGGCGGCGGUGGGGGCUCUGGAGGAACUUGUUGGGCUGUCGAGGCUGCCGCUGAGAGAAGAACUGGUGGAUGCCAUUGGGGAGCUGUGCUCUGACUCGCUGCUGAGCGUCCGGAGGGUGGCUCUCAACGCGUUGUCAAAGUUGACCAUGUCAAACCCAGGCCACGUGUGGCUGCGCGCCAAGUGGCUGCAGUCCGCGCUCGUUCUCAUUCUCGACAACGAGGCCACUGUGCAGGACCAGGCGCUAGACCUCCUCUCCUCCCUGCUCCUCCAACCCCUCGGCCUCAUCUCCGCGUCUCCCCGCCCCUCUGCGGCUUCGAGGAUGAGUCUGUGCAAGGAUAGGCCGCUGCACGUGUGUGUGGGGAGGAGGGGGGUGCCUCCUGCCCCUGUGCUCUGUGAAGGGGAGGGAGUCUGUGAGGUGUGUGGGCGGGCCGCUGGGGGAGAGGGUGCUGGAGCAGCAGGAGGAGGAAACGCAGCAGCAGGAGAAGCAGGAGCACCAGUAGUCGCUGAAGGGUCAGUGCGAAGUGUAGUGGCGUGGCUGAUGGCGGUUGGGCAAGGGAGCUCGUCGGUGGUGCCGCUGCUGCACCGCGCAUGUGCGGUUCUGGCAAGGCGAAACGCGCUCCACGCGAGGCUCGUGGAAGGGCUGCAGGCGGUGAUUGAAGCAGCCGAGGGAUGGCAGAAUGCGCAGCAGCAACCACAGCAGCAGCAGCAGCAGCAGCCGAAUGGGAAGGGAAGUUCAGUAGGAAAGGCAGCAGGUGUGAAGGGGGGCAGUCCCAGCAGGGUGUGGAGGUGGGUGGUGAGGGGCGCGUGGCUGUUAAUGCUGGAAGUCACCUCCUUCUCGCCACAGGGGGUCAGAUGGGAGUUUCUGAUUUCCAGAUGGAGGGACGGCAGGAAGCAGCAGGAAGCUAGAGCUGCUCGUCCUGAGUCGGUCUCUGCCACACCUGCUCUUGAUCACGAUGCUGCUGAGAGUGCAACUCCAGGUUUUGGUUCCAGGGACUUGGGCGGACAGGAGAGAAGAGCAGGAGUUUUGCACGGGCAGGUAAAGGAGGCAGAAGUGCUGGACGGGCAGGAGAGGGAGGCGCAAGUGCAUGUGCUCAAGGCUCUCUGCAACGUUGCUGCACGGAUCCCAGGGGAGAAAGCUGCUGACGUGGCAGCAGGGUUGCUGCACAACCUGCGGAGCUUCCAGCUGUCCCCAGAAGAGGAGCUGCAGCGCAGCCCACUCCCGUCAGUGCGCAACAACCUGGUGGUCGAUCUCACGGACCUCUCUGAGCUGCAGCGCAGCCCACUCCCCUCAGUGCGCAACAACCUGGUCAUCAUUCUCACAGACCUCUGUGUGCGCCACACCGCCUUCGUCGACCCCCACGAGCUGCAACGAAGCCCACUCCCCUCAGUGCGCAACAACCUGGUCAUCAUUCUCACAGACCUCUGUGUGCGCCACACCGCCUUCGUCGACCCCCACGAGCUGCAACGAAGCCCACUCCCCUCAGUGCGCAACAACCUGGUCAUCAUUCUCACAGACCUCUGUGUGCGCUACACGGCCCUCGUGGACCCCCACGUGCCUUGCAUCUCUGCCUGCCUGCGCGACCCCUGCGAGCUCGUGAGGCGGCAGACGCUCGUGCUGCUGGCGGGGCUGCUGCAGCGGGACUAUGUCAAGUGGCGUGGAGCGCUGGUGCUGCGCGUGCUGCUGUGCAUUGUGGAUGAGUCGCAGGCGAUUAGGGAGGUGGCUCUUUAUCUCUUCACACACGUCGUUCCUCGGCUGCUGCAGAAGGACUAUGUGAAGAGGCGUGGGGCGCUGGUGCUGCGCGUGCUGCUGUGCAUUGUGGAUGAGAGCAGUGCCAUCAGGGACGUGGCCCUUCACAUCUUCACACAUGUUGUUCCCCGCCGUGUGCCCCUCGUGCCCUACAACACCUUCAUAGAAGCCCUCUUUGCUCUCAACGCCUGCCCCCUCGCCCCCUCCUCCACCACCACGGCUCUGCUCCUUCCUUAUUCACCCCUCUCCACCCCUUUCCACCCUUCUCCAUCUCUCCCCACCCAUCCACAGGCCGUGUGCCCCUCGUGCCCUACAACAUAUUCAUCGAAGCCUUUGUUGCACUCAAUGCAUGCCCCUUCGCCCCCUCUUCAACCACCAAUUUUCGGUCACAUCCCUAUUCACCCCUCUCCACCCUUUUCCAUCCCUUUCCCACCCCUUCCACCCCUCUCCACCUCUGUCCACCCCUCCACAGGCCGUGUGCCCCUCGUGCCAUACAACAUCUUCAUAGAAGCCCUCUUUGCUCUCAACGCCUGCCCCUUUGCCCCCUCCUCUACUACCACCGCCCCGCCUCUCCCCUCCUCCGGCCCUCGACCCUCCUCUUCCAGCCCUCCCAACCCUGCCUCAGCCAACCCUAGCUCGUCCAAUCCUGGCUCCUCCAAAGCUGCCCCCUGCGAUCCAUCGCAACCCAACUGCCCCAAUUCAAGUUCUCCCGUCGAGGGCAUCCAUGAGGGAGAUGGCUGGCCAGGGAAGAGAGGGGCGCGGAGUGGAAGGGGCGCAGGGGCAGAGAGGGAGGGCUUGGAUGAGGAUUUAGAGCGCUUCUCAUUGAGCGGCCCAUCUCGCCACGUGGCACGAACCACUGUGUACCGCACUCUACUCCGCCUCAUGGCUCGAGAGCACCAUCUCGCUCUCUCUGCCAAGCUCUGCCUACAGGUGCUCGCGCCCUUGCUAGACGGCGCCCUGCCGCUAUCCUGCCCCUCCGUGCAAGCCGUGGUAGGGGACGCCCUGGACGUUCUCGCGCCCUUACUAGACGGCGCCCUGCCUCUCUCCUGCCCUUCUGUGCAAGCCGUGGUGGGGGAUGCUUUGUUUGAAUCUGGGUGCAGCAUCCCUAUUCUCACACCACCUUAUCCUGCCUGCAAACCUUUCCCCUACCAACAGGUGCUCGCGCCCUUGCUAGACGGCGCCCUGCCGCUCUCCUGCCCCUCGGUGCAAGCCGUGGUAGGGGACGCCCUGGACGUGCUCUCAUGCAAGGAGAUGCGCCCAGGCUCGGGCAAGGCCGCAGGUGCGGAGGAGGACGGGGAGGAGGAGGCAGGAGGAAGCGCAGGCGGGGUUACAGGGGGAGGAGGUAGCAGUGGUGGCGGGAGGGCAGGAGGAGGAGCAGCAGGAGGAGGAGCUGGGGCGUUGGCGAAUGCUUUGAAGGGGCGGGUGGUUACUCAGCUGAUGAAGAAGAAUCUGGUCGAGAACACCAUUCCUGUUCUGAUCGAGCUCAAGAGGCUGCUGGAGGCUCGGAACAGCCCGCUGCAGGGGGCGCUGAUGGCGUGUCUGCGGUGCUUGUUCAAGGAGUAUAAGGAGGAGAUUGAGGACUUGCUAGCGGCGGAUCCGCAGCUGGGGAAAGAGCUUGUGUAUGACAUUCAGAAGCACGAGGCCGCACGGGCUAGAGCUGCUGCAGCUGCCAGGGCUGCCGGUAGUGAUUCUGCUGGUGGUGUUGGUGGUGGUGUUGCUGCUGGUGGUGCUGGUGGUGGUGGUGGUAGUAGUGGAGUGAGAGAGAGGAGGGGCGUGGGGCGUGGCAGGGGGGCACAGGAGGAGGAUGGGGAUGGAGUGGGGAAGGGGAGGGUUGGUGGUGGGGGGAGUAUGAGAUUUCAGGAGAGAUUGACGAGGGAAGGGGGAGAGGUUGGUGGAAGGGGUUGUGAGAGUGAGGUGGAGAGGGUGAGAGAAACAGAGGAGGGUGAGAGUGAGGAGGCGGGCUUGUGUGGGAAGGAUGGAGAGGGAAGGGGUCGGGGAAAGAAGAAGGGGGGUGUCAUGAAGGAGAACGAUCAGUGUGCAGCAGUGGAGAAAGGAAGGGUUGGAAAGGGUAGGAAGGGAGAAGCAGCAGAUGGGAAUCAGCAAGGCGCGGAAGGAAGAUGGAAGGGAGGAUCUGAGACCGAAUCCGCAGCCAGAGAAGGCAGGGGGAAGGGGUACAGAGGGGUGGUGCAAGGUGACGAGGGGCAGGGGAAGGGAGUGAGAAGGAGCAUGGGGGAGGAUUUGCCACCACGACGAGCCACCCGGCAGUCAGCAAGAGUCAAGCGAUAG
This is a messenger RNA of Closterium sp. NIES-65, 5301 nucleotides long. The record is from the annotation of a GenBank genome assembly. Lineage: Eukaryota; Viridiplantae; Streptophyta; Zygnematophyceae; Desmidiales; Closteriaceae.